GGUCACCAACGUCCUGAGAGACUUGGGCUGGUCACAUGGUCACCUCCCCUUGGAAUCUGUUUUUCCAUCUCUGCAGUGAAGCAGUGACUGACUGAUCAUUUGCAAGGACAUCGCCUGCUCUGAAGCCGUGUCUCGGACGCUAGAGUUCCAGGUGCCGUCGCAGACGUCUGGCCAGGACACGGGGAGCUGAAAUGCCAAUGGCCCUGGAACCAGCUCUCCCUCAGCCCGACUCAUCUCCGCUUGAGACUUGGGAGUGACCCCGGCUUUCCCUGACGUGCCUGGGUUUGCGCCUACUUCUCUCUCCCCCAGAUGCUCACGCCCAGAGGAUUCUCUCCGAUGGCACCGGGCUGCGGAAGGAGCUGAGGAGCCAGACCCAGAGGCAGCCAUGGGGACCUGUGCUGUGGAGACUGAUGCCAACAUCUCCUCUGGCCUUGAGAGCAACACCACGGGCAUCACCGCCUUCUCCAUGCCCGGCUGGCAGCUGGCACUGUGGGCUGCGGCCUACCUGGUCCUUGUGCUGGUGGCCGUGACGGGCAACGCCACGGUCAUCUGGAUCAUCCUGGCCCAUCAGAGGAUGCGCACGGUCACCAACUACUUCAUCGUCAACCUGGCCCUGGCCGACCUCUGCAUGGCUGCCUUCAACGCUGUCUUCAACUUCGUCUACGCCAGCCACAACAUCUGGUACUUCGGCCGCGCCUUCUGCUAUUUCCAGAACCUCUUCCCCGUCACGGUCAUGUUCGUCAGCAUCUACUCCAUGACCGCCAUCGCCGCAGACAGGUAUAUAGCCAUCGUCCACCCCUUCCAGCCACGGCUCUCAGCCCCUGGCACCAGAGCGGUUAUUGCUGGCAUCUGGCUGGUGGCCCUGGCCCUCGCCUUUCCCCAGUGUUUCUACUCCACCAUCAUCAUGGACCAGGGAGCCACCAAGUGCGUAGUGGCCUGGCCCAAAGACAACGGUGGCAAGGUGAUCCUUUGGUACCACCUCGCCGUGAUCGCCCUCAUCUACUUCCUGCCCCUCGCGGUGAUGUUCUUCGCCUACAGCGUCAUCGGCUUCACGCUGUGGAGACGCGGGGUACCCGGGUACCAUGCUCAUGGCGCCAACUCCCAGUACCUGCAGGCCAAGAAGAAGUUUGUGAAGACCAUGGUGGUGGUGGUGGUGACGUUUGCCAUCUGCUGGCUGCCCUACCACCUCUACUUCAUCCUGGGCAACUUCCAGGAGGACAUCUACUGCCACAAGUUCAUUCAGCAGGUCUACCUGGCGCUCUUCUGGCUGGCCAUGAGCUCCACCAUGUACAAUCCCAUCAUCUACUGCUGCCUCAACCGCAGGUUUCGCUCUGGAUUCCGGAUCGCUUUCCGUUGCUGCCCAUGGGUCACGCCAACCGAGGAGGAUAAGAUGGAGCUGACUCACACGCCCUCUCUCUCCAGGAGGGUCAACAGGUGUCACACUAAAGAGACUUUAUUCAUUAGUGGGGAUGUGGUCCCAUCUGAGGCUACCAGUGGGCAGGCUGGGGGUCCCCCAGAUGGGGUGCCUCCUGAAUCCUGAAGCCUUGUGCCUGGCUGCAGGGUGAGGCUGACACCCUCUGAGAAGCAGCAGGUCAAGAGACGAGAUGUAAAAAUCUGGCCCAUGCCUCACCCUUCAACACGUGGAUGGAAAAACAAGACGGGUCUGGGAACUCUACAGCGGAUGCUAACUUUAAGGGGACCCAGCCUUCCCUCUCAGUGCUUCGGGGGACCCAAUAGGAGCCAAAGACGACAGUCUGAGUGAACACAUCUAAUCCAGGGGCAAGCUCAGACGCCUUCCUGGGCAUUCAACAUCAUGUGUAAACUGGACCCGGUAUAAGAGGAGAAGUGCCAAUAUGACGAUAAAAGGCCAUUGGUUUCCAGUGUUGGGGUAACCGGGAAUAGUGGGGACUGUGGCAAAUGAGAGGACCUAGGUAUCCAACGAGGACAGUAGCUGAUCGGCUCUGGACAAAUGCUGCCAUGUGGUAGUGGGAGCUCAUUGCUGCCAGAUCUUCUAAAUCCAGAGAAGCCAGAAAUCCAAAUGUGUGAGGCUUCCGGACUGGCUGCAUUCGGCCCACGUGUUUAUAAAUGUUGGGUAAACAAAACGAAACUCACCUGUGGGCAGCACCCAACAAGACACGGAUUCUUCUCCGGCGAAAAGGUCAGAAGGUGCUUGUUCGGCAAAGCGGCACCUACCUGGUGUGAGUCAAUCCGCGGCCUCUCUGCUCAGCAUCUAAGAACUCAGAUCCAGCCCGGUAGAGAUGGUGGUAGAGUCCAAGGAAUUGAAAACUGGGGAGUAAAUAGGAAGCAAAGGGCGCCCCAGCCGUGCUGCCUCAGACAAGUCACUCGGACCCUCGGCUCCUCCCCCCCCACCUCACCCCCCCGUGCGGUGUGCGGGGAGGAUGGUGCCCAUAAACUACCAGGCCAAGCACAGGUUAAGUGCUUAAUGGACAGCAGCCGUGGUCUUCGUUACUGGCAUGCCGGCCGUUUUACAUGAAUGGGCAACACAACUCUCACCCCCACUUCCACAGCAAG
This is a messenger RNA of Myotis davidii, 2532 nucleotides long. RefSeq names its product tachykinin receptor 2 (gene TACR2). Gene Ontology annotation, molecular function: substance K receptor activity. Gene Ontology annotation, biological process: positive regulation of flagellated sperm motility; G protein-coupled receptor signaling pathway. The transcript is spliced from 5 exons. Gene Ontology annotation, cellular component: plasma membrane; sperm midpiece. NCBI's taxonomy places the organism in Eukaryota, Metazoa, Chordata, Mammalia, Chiroptera, Vespertilionidae. The record is from RefSeq and is a predicted model, not a curated record. Bases 386 to 1540 code for a protein of 384 amino acids.